This is a messenger RNA of Aspergillus bombycis, 348 nucleotides long. RefSeq lists its product as uncharacterized. Lineage: Eukaryota; Fungi; Ascomycota; Eurotiomycetes; Eurotiales; Aspergillaceae. The transcript has a single exon. Bases 1 to 348 code for a protein of 115 amino acids. The record is from RefSeq and is a predicted model, not a curated record.
AUGGCACUGACCUCUCUUUCCAGAAAGUCUAGCCCAAAUCAAACCAAGAGGCCACCACCCAAGAACCUGAUAAACAUCGCCGGUAUCCCCAAGGAUGUACUGCGUGAAGAGCUCCUGAAAGCCCUCAACCCCUUCACUAUGAAGGAUAAAGCGAUAGAAGAGUUUUUCAACAGACACUCCAUACUCUCGGGGUUCAUUGACAAACCCCUCAGCUAUGCGGUAGGAAAGUAUAUCAGGCCGAAAGACUUUCUGGAUGCCUCUGGCCUGGGAAAGCGCUGCGACCCCAAUAUCAUCUGCGAGACUGUCCAGAAGCUGCGCUAUAAAUAUCCGCUUAACACUACUGCAUAA